GGUUCAUAGACCGGAAGUGCAUGUGAUGUGGAGUUUCUAUGCGCCCCCUAGGACUCAUUAGGCGCUGGACCGUGGCUGGUGGCGAGUCCUGGUAUAGAGUGGCAAAUCCCCGAUCAUGUCGACCGAACUGGUGGAAGACGAAACUCAGUUUUAUUGCAAGGCAAAGAAAUAUUGGAAAGACGUUCCUGCCACCGUCGAUGGAAUGCUCGGGGGAUACGGGCACAUAUCCAGCAUAGACAUCAGCGGCUCCAAAAAGUUUCUCCAAAGGUUCCUUCGUGAUGGCCCACACAAGAUGGGAACUUCGAAUGCUUUGGACUGCGGUUCAGGAAUCGGCAGGAUCACAAAGCGACUUCUCCUGCCCGUUUUCAAGACGGUGGAUAUGGUGGACAUUACAGACAACUUUCUUAGCAAAGCAAAGAACUACCUUGGCGAAGAUGCGAAACGAAUUGGAAACUUUUAUUGCAGUGGCCUACAGGAUUUUAGCCCUGAGCCAAAUCGUUAUGAUCUGAUCUGGGUCCAGUGGGUCAUCGGCCAUUUGACAGAUGACCACCUGGUGGCUUUCUUGAAGAGGUGUAAAAGCGGCCUACGUCCAAAUGGCAUCAUCAUCAUCAAGGAUAACAUGACCCAAGAAGGUUCCGUCAUGGACGAGGUGGACAGCAGCAUUUGCAGAGACAUGGACCUUGUAAGGAAACUCAUCCGACAGGCUGGCCUAUCUGUUUUGGCACAAGAGAAACAAGAAAACUUCCCUGAUGAAAUCUACCAUGUCUACUCCAUCGCCAUGCGAUAAACUUCUUUACCCUUGCAGGUCCAUUGUUCUGCUUUGCCAAAAAAAGAUAUACCGUAUUUAUCGGCGUAUAACACGCACUGGUGUAUAACACGCACCCCCAUUUUUGAAC
This is a messenger RNA of Spea bombifrons (plains spadefoot toad), 896 nucleotides long. RefSeq names its product N-terminal Xaa-Pro-Lys N-methyltransferase 1 (gene NTMT1). Gene Ontology annotation, molecular function: N-terminal protein N-methyltransferase activity. Bases 116 to 787 code for a protein of 223 amino acids. The record is from RefSeq and is a predicted model, not a curated record. Gene Ontology annotation, cellular component: cytoplasm. Lineage: Eukaryota; Metazoa; Chordata; Amphibia; Anura; Pelobatidae. The transcript is spliced from 4 exons.